UCCUAUUUCAAACUGUUUAACAUUAACACGCCAAUUAAUGGAGUACAAAAUUUUGCAGAACAGACCUCUCUCUCUCUCUCUUUCUUUCUCGAGCCCCUACCUUCUUCCUUGCCUAUGCUUCUGUCUCUCUCUCUCUCUAUCUCUAUCUCUACCUUUGUUCUUCAUUUCUUAGCCCAAAAUCACAAGGGUUUACUUGUAAAUCCCUCGAGUUUCUAAAAAACUUCUAAAGAAGAGUUUUUGUUUUUCUCUGAUAAGCAGGGGUUUUUGGCUGGAGAGGAUUGUUAUUGCCUCCUUCAAUCAGGGACCUUCUUGAAAGUUAUUUUCUUUAAGCAAUCCCACCAUUUUACUUGCAAGAAGAUGAAAUGGGUCGGUGGUAUUUUUCUCAAAAGGCUGCAUUUUUACACUUUAUUUUUCUGAACCCAAGUGAAAAACAAACGAAAAUCCUUCUCUUUUAACAGCAAAAACUCACCUUCCUUUUUAUCAGUAAAGAAUAAUACAAUAAGAGAGGGGGAAAAUAAACUAUCUUUUUCAAUUUCAGGCAUUUGAUUAAAGGAAGAAGAAGAAGAAGAAGAAGAAGAAGAAAAAGAAGAAGAAGAAGCUGCUUUAGCUUUGGCCAACAAAGAACAAAAAAUGGGUUGUGUUGCCUCAAAGUUAGAGGAAGAAGAAGAAGUAGUUUCCAUUUGUAGAGAAAGAAAACGCCAUUUAAAGUUAGCUGUUGAGAGAAGGUAUGCUCUUGCAGAAGCACAUUGUAAAUAUUGUCAAGCUUUAUAUGCUGUUUCAGCUGCCAUUAAACUCUUUGUAGCUCGCCAUUCUUCUCCUUCUCCUUUCCUCAUUACAUUCCCUCCUCCAUCUCCUCCUUCAGAAAAAGUUAUAACCAAUCCAAUGUUUCUUCAGCAAAUGCCUUCUGAUUCCACUUACGAAACCAUAGCCACCUGCCCUUCUUGUAUUUCUUCUUCUUCCACCUCUUCAGAAUCCUCCAUUGAAGAAAGAGAAGAAGAAUCAGUAGAAGAGGAGAGGAUCGAACAAGUUCCUCCGUAUUUCUACAUGCAAAUGCCACCUCCAAUGCCAUCCCCUCAAAGGGAGUUUGGAUGGGAUUUCUUCAAUCCAUUUGAGUCGAUGAGGACCGAUGUCGUCGGCGAAUAUCGCGAGGAUGAGCUCAGGAUGGUGAGGGAGGAAGAAGGAAUUCCAGAGUUGGAAGAGGCAGAGGUAGAGAAAGAAGAUGGAAACCAGAGAGUUGUGGCCGUUGCUGAGGAGGAAAAUGUUGGAGCUUUUAGAGAGCAGAGGAAUGGAGUUGAUGUGAUUAAAGUUGGAGAGAAGGAAGAUGAGGGUCAAUUGAAGCAGAAAGGGCUAACAGUCAUUGAUACACCAGUUGAAGGAAGGGAACUUUUGGAAGCAUUACAAGACGUUGAGGAUUAUUUUAUCAGGGCUUAUGAUUCUGGAGUUGAUGUUUCUAGGAUGUUAGAGGCUAACAAAAUUCAGCUUCAAUCUGGUUUAGAAGAAAUUAAAGAGAACUCGACGAAACUCAUCCAAGCGAUAACCUGGCACCGUUCUGUUUCGGGCAAACCUUCAUCAUGUAAAAGUCUAGUAGCAUCGAGUUCGAAAGGUUCUCCAGCGUGGACAGAGUUUAAGAAUGAGCUGUUUGAUGAUUACGAUGUAAUGGACUCAGGAAGCCAUUCUUCGACUCUUGGACGAUUAUAUGCUUGGGAGAAGAAGCUCUACGAAGAGGUCAAGGCUGGGGACAGCAUGCGCAAACUGUAUGAGAAAAGGUGUUCACGACUAAGGAACCAAGAUGUUAAAGGGGAUAAUGGAGUUAGUGCCGAUAAAACUCGAGUUGCAGUAAAAGAUUUAUAUGCCAGGAUCUUGGUUGCCAUACGGAGUGCAGAAUCGAUCUCGACAAGAAUUGAGAAACUAAGAGACGACGAGCUACAACCUCAGAUUAUUGAGCUAUUAAAAGGCUUAACAAGAUCAUGGAAAAUCAUGUUGGAAGUUCAUGAAACCCAGAAAAAGAUUAUCCUUGAAGUGAAGACUUAUUCCUGUAAUUCCUAUCUGAAGUUCUGUAACGAAUCUCAUCGUCUUGCAACUCUUCAGCUUGGGGCUGAGCUCCAAAACUGGCGUUCGUGUUUCUCAAAAUAUGUUGAAUCACAAAAGGCUUACGUUGAAGCUCUCCAUGGAUGGCUGACCAAGUUCGUAGUACCUGAAGUUGAGUUCUACUCUCGGGGUCGAGCAUCGGCCGUGCCAUAUGGGCUGCACGGACCUCCGUUGCUUUCAAUCUGCCACAAUUGGCUAUCUUCCAUGGAAAAGUUACCUGAUAAACCAGUUGCCUUUGCAUUGAAAAGUUUUGCAAAGGAUAUGAAAGCUCUAUCAGAUAAACAGAUGGAGGAGCAACACCAAAAGAGAAGAGUUGAAAGUCUCGGAAAGGAACUUGACCGAAGGAUCUUGUCACUACAGAAAACAGAGAACAAGUUCUUUGAGUUCAACUUUACCGAGACGAAAUCAGAGUUUGAAGUGGAAAAUCAGAACGAGUACUUAACCGAAAAGAAAGAUCAGCUGGACUUGUUCAGAAAGAAGGUUGAUUUGGAGAAGGAAAAACACAAUAACUGCAUUCAAGAAGCACAAAGGAUUACAUUAAAUGGAAUCCAAACAGGGUUUUCUACAGUUUUCGAAUCGUUAUCCGAGUUCUCCAAGGCGUCUCAGAAAAUGUAUGACCACCUUGUGAAUUACAGUGAGAAUGCCAAUAAAUCUGAAAACAUGAGCUAUAUUGAGGGAUCCUCACAAACUGAAGAAACUGUUAGCAGAUAAUGAAGGACAAUACCAGAAAAGUGGUCGGUUCACUCGGAGUUCUGUAAAUUAUAAUCUGUCGAAGCAGCUCGCUGAGACAUUGCAAUUUGUAUUUUUAUUCUAGCAUCUCCUCUUAGGAAUUUGUUAAGAUUUUUGUUACAGGCUUUCAUUGCCCACAAUUUUGUUGCAGAUGUCAAUUUAUUGGCUUUUUUUCUACAUAUCAUUGGGAAGAAACCCAAGAAAUGUAGAUUUGGAGAUUUUAAGUGGGCAAUUAUUGUAAGUAGCUUCAAUGUACCUGAAAAACAAAGAAGCUUGAGACCUAAAUUUAAUGGUUGAACAGCUCCAUUUUAACCUUUUCAGUUUCUCACAAACCAAUUGGCCUUCUCACUCCCUCUGGAGAAAUGUAGAAUGCACAUUUCACAGCAGUGAGUUGUCGUUUGAUCUGGUGAUGUUUGCUUGCAGUUCUGAAACUCGAGGCACCAUCAAUGGCAGUUGCAAAGCUUUGUCUUCAUGUAUGCGUUUUGAUUCCAUUAUUGUGGUGGGGCACGUGAAAACAGAGUCUGAAACUAGCAAAAAAACAAAAGAUAUUCACGUGGUUGUUAAAAGCUUUUCCUGUUUACUUUUUGUAGGCUUCUUUCAUCAUAAUAUCCCCCCUAUGUAAUGCAAGCUGAAAAAUGGCUCAAGUAUCUCGAGA
Messenger RNA from Cucumis melo (muskmelon), 3472 nucleotides. RefSeq names its product protein ALTERED PHOSPHATE STARVATION RESPONSE 1-like. The record is from RefSeq and is a predicted model, not a curated record. The transcript is spliced from 4 exons. The coding region runs from base 631 to 2799 and encodes 722 amino acids. Lineage: Eukaryota; Viridiplantae; Streptophyta; Magnoliopsida; Cucurbitales; Cucurbitaceae.